Heteronotia binoei (common prickly gecko) is the source of this 1495-nucleotide messenger RNA. Its product is annotated as protein FAM98B-like. The record is from RefSeq and is a predicted model, not a curated record. Gene Ontology annotation, cellular component: tRNA-splicing ligase complex. Lineage: Eukaryota; Metazoa; Chordata; Lepidosauria; Squamata; Gekkonidae.
GGCUGCAGGGGCCGGUGGGGCCUGCUUGAGUGGGACACCGGAUAAUUGCGCUGGGGGGGCGGGACUAAGGCCGCUGCGGGAGCAGCAAUGAAAGAGCCCGCGCAGGAUCUGAAAAUGGAGUGUGAUAUCCUGGACAUGCUGGAGGCUUUGGGGUACAAAGGUCCUCUUUUAGAUGAAGAUGUCCUUAAUAAAGCAGCAGAAGGUGGUCUGGCUUCAGAAGACUUCUGUGAGCUUUGCGUUUGGUUAAGUUCCCAAAUACAACCGUUGUGUGGUCUGGAAGAGAGCCUCUCAUCAACAUCUGAUGUCAAAGAUGUCGAAAGUUUACAGCUGGAGAUGAGCUGCUUUUUAAAAGAACUGGCCUGCCCUUACUCUGCGCUUGUAUCGGGAGAAAUUAAAGACCGAUUAAAGAAGAAAGAAGAUUGUCUUAAAGUUCUGUUAUUUUUGAGUACAGAGCUUCAGGCUUUGCAAGUCUUGCAUUUCAAGCAACGUAAACGCUCUCAUUUGGCAAAGAAUAAUGAAAUCCAUCAAGAGCUCCAAAUGAUCUGUGAGGCUUUGGGUCUUCCAAAGUCAGCUGACAUUCCAGCCUUGUUAAGCAACGCAGAAGGAAAGGUUAAGGAUGUUUUAUCAAAAAUUCCAAACAGAUGUGUGGGUAAAAGCCUGCUCAAAACUCCUCUGACUCCAGAUCAAACGGAAAGACUGGAAAAGAUCAAUGAAGCCCUGUGCAGCGAAUAUGAAUGUCGCCGACGUAUGUUAAUGAAGCGCUUAGAUGUAACUAUUCAGUCUUUCGGGUGGUCUGAUAAAGCAAAGGUGAAGACAGACGACAUUGCAAGGAUUUAUCAACCCAAACGUUACGGACUGGCUCCUAAGUCAACUAUUUCGUUAGCCCAUCUUCUGGCUGCCCGAGAAGACUUCUCGAAGAUCACAAGAACGAGUAGCGGGAUUACACGAGAGAAGACAGUUUGUGCCAUCAAUAGAGUCUUGAUGGGUCGAGUACCAGACCGUGGAGGCAGACCAACAGAAAUUGAGCCACCACCUCCUGAAAUGCCUCCCUGGCAGAAGGACAAGAUGGCGGUGGAAGAGGAGGGGGGUGGUGGAAGAGGUGGCUGGGGAGGAGGAGGUGGAGGGAGGGGAGGAGGGGGGGCUGGGGAGGGAGGAGGAGGUGGAGGGAGAGGAGGAGGGGGUGGCUGGGGGGGAGGAGGAGGAGGUGGGGGGAGGGGAGGAGGAGGGGGCAAUUGGAGGGGAGGAGGUGGUUUUCAAGGGCGAGGAGGAUACAGUGGGAGAGGUGGAUAUGGAGAGUCCUAUGGUGGAAGGGGAGGAGGAUACAGACAGUAUUAAUGUUAAUAAUAAAUAGUACUAUUUACUUCAAGUAGGAAGUGUGGAUAAAUUAUAGCUGGCUUCACAGCAUGACUUCUGAACCACACAAACAUCCUUACUGAUAAAAUUGCUAUUCAGUGUAACGACUUUCACUUAAGAUAAAUUUUCUACCUACCUGUAA